Molecule: messenger RNA, 927 nt
Organism: Sphaeroforma arctica JP610
Lineage: Eukaryota; Ichthyosporea; Ichthyophonida
Product: hydroxyacylglutathione hydrolase
Exons: 9
Coding region: 1-876 (291 amino acids)
Molecular function (GO): hydroxyacylglutathione hydrolase activity
Source: RefSeq, a predicted model, not a curated record
AUGUCUAAAUUCAAGUUGGAGUUUGGUACGGGCGGUAGCAGUGACAGGGGUAGUGGCAGCGGCUUGCUGGUGGGUCUGCCACUGACUGCGAAGUCUCUUGUACUUCAUUUCUGCAGAGUGUUCCACACCUCAUUAAGGAGGGCGGCAUAUGCUGAUACGGCCGCACACUUCCUCCGAUGGCCAUUUAUGCCAAUCUCCACAGUCAUUCCCCACAUCAGAGAUCAGGGUGUCAAUCUGAAGUACAUACUCACAACACACAACCACUACGACCACGCGGGCGGUAAUUCGGAGAUGGCCAAAACAUUCCCGGAUGCAGUUGUCGUGGGUGGAAAGGGAGACAAGGCAGAGGCCGUUACCAAGGAAGUGUGGCAGGACGACCAGUUCAGUAUGGGCACAUGUGUUGUGAAAGUUAUCAGCACUCCCUGUCAUACCCCCGGCCAUGUGUGCUACCACAUCCAUGAUGAAGAGGACAGUGCAUCAGGUGGCAAUGUCUUCACUGGUGAUACCCUUUUCGUCGCGGGCAGUGGCAAUUUGAACUCAGGGACCCCCAGAAUGAUGCACGAUGCCUUGUGCAACAAGCUAGCCCACCUCCCCGACGAUACCAAUGUGUGGGUGGGCCACGAGUAUACGAUGAACAACCUGAAGUUUGCCGUCACGGUUGAGCCUGAGAAUGAGGCUCUGCAGAACAAACUCAAAUGGGCACAGCAGCAGCGCGACCAAGGCCUGCCCACGGUGCCUUCAACGAUCAAAGAUGAGAAGGAAACGAAUCCAUUCGUGAGAUGCACGCAACCGUCAGUUCAAAAAUGGGCAGGUACGACUGAUCCCGUCGAGGCUCUCGCUACGGUCAGAAAGCGCAAGUCAGCCUGGAGAGGUUGAAUAUAUGGACGUUUAUUAGGCAAAUAAACAGCUACUUACGCAAUCAACAAA